AUGUCGACUCCAAGACCCCGCGGUCGUCCAAAGCGGGCAUCAACAAACAUCAACGAUGAUUCCAUGACCCAAACGAUACCGACGACGUUAGAUGCACAACCUACGACGCCUCGGUAUACGACGCUGACACCUUCUGCCCUCCUCCGUUCAGCAAGCCGGCGAACACCUCGCGGCGCGCCAUUGACACCUUUUGCCCUUCGUGCGAUUCAGCGCCGCACCGCGAAUACUCCUGGCCGGGAUCGGAGAAGAAGUACACGCGGCCCUCAACGAGAAACAGCUUUUGAUAUUUUGCGAAAUCUUGGUAGAACACUUGCUCCGAUUUCCAAGCCAAUUCAAUCAUCUCCCCAGGAUGAGCGAAGUCCAACACCGGAAAGUUCGUCAGAGAUAGAAGAUGAAACAAUCUAUCUUGACCAGGAACCAUUACCAGAACGUCCACGCCUUUCACUCCCACUCCGAGCUGAUAGCGGAUCAAGUAGCGAUGGCAGUCCUGAUAUGCCUCCGCCACGACUAUCCUUACAAUUUGUUGAAGACGACAUCACACAACGUUCCGUGGAAUACCCACGAAGGGCAAUUAGUGACAAGGAUCGCCAGCGACUGGAGAGAAUGAGCUUUGGAGAUGUCCGAAUGAGCGAGAAUUUUGGCGAUCUUACUCGAUUGGACGCGUUUUCCGAAGCUGGUGAUAUUACGACGCUUGCGCAGAAUGACGAUGACGAUAUUGAGCAAUCGCAGCUGGACGAAGGAGCAUUUGAUGCGGGUGGUGAAACUGCGGACUUGGGUCGAUUCAACUUGGAGUUUAAUUUCCCCAGCCCUGCUGCUCCUGCAGCAGAACUCGAUGAUCCUCUACCAAAUGAUGAAGAUGAUUUUAUGCUUCAAACUGAUCAAGCAGAGAUCCCGUAUCCAUCGUCAGAUGAUGAUGAUGCCGCAGCAGAUGGUUUCACCGGAUUUGAAGUCAACAUUCCAGAUCAAGUAUCCGAUGCUGGCACCACAGGCACCACUGGAGCUGGUGCAGGAGUUGUCGGCGGUGGACUUCGAGAUGAACCGUCAAUGAGAACCCGGAAGCAGAAGAAGCUAUCACGACACGGUAUCCCUGUACCAUUAUUACCUACUGGUGUUGUGAAGAGAUUAGCAGCCCGUUUCGCGCGUACUGGAGCAGGCACAAAAGCCAAAAUCAACAAGGAGACACUCGCUGCAAUUGAACAAGCCUCGGAGUGGUUCUUUGAGCAGGCCAGUGAAGAUCUUGCAGCGUAUUCAAAACAUGCAGGUCGUAAGACUAUUGAUGAGAGUGAUGUAGUGGCUUUGAUGCGCCGACAACGACUUGUUAACAGUACGAAUACAAUAUUUUCGCUGGCGCAGAGACAUUUACCGAAGGAACUUUUGCAGGAUAUUCGGCUGUCAUUGCCUCCUUGA
Messenger RNA from Talaromyces stipitatus ATCC 10500, 1407 nucleotides. RefSeq lists its product as uncharacterized. Gene Ontology annotation, biological process: resolution of meiotic recombination intermediates; replication fork processing. Gene Ontology annotation, cellular component: Fanconi anaemia nuclear complex; FANCM-MHF complex. The record is from RefSeq and is a predicted model, not a curated record. The transcript is spliced from 5 exons. Bases 1 to 1407 code for a protein of 468 amino acids. Lineage: Eukaryota; Fungi; Ascomycota; Eurotiomycetes; Eurotiales; Trichocomaceae. Gene Ontology annotation, molecular function: chromatin binding; protein heterodimerization activity.